AUGAAAGCCUACUGUCUCUUGAAACAAAACAAGAAUGGAGACUGCAUGGAACUUUUGACAGAGAUCAAAUCUAACAGACCCUCAGAUCCGAUCACAGCCAAAUACCUAAUAAAUAUUUACAAUGAAUUGGGAAUGUAUAAUGAGACAACUUCGCUCUUAGAGUAUGUCCUUAGUGUGAAUCUUGAUAGUGAGGAGCUUUGCGAGGAGCUUUUCUUCUCCUAUGUAAGAGAAAACAAAUUACUAAAGUAGCAAAACUAGGCUCUCCAGCUUUAUAAGACAUUUUAGAGAGAAAUUCAUGCGCAAUGGGCUGUUGAAUCAAUGUAUCUAAUAAGUUUAAAUCUAAAAUUUGAAACUAAAAUCUUAGAUAUUGCUUACUUGCUAAUGUUGAAACUAAUGAAGGAGCCUAUGUUCACAAUUGAUAAGAAGUUCAUCUUACUCUAUCUGAAAAUUUUAUCGAAGCAAGGAAAAUACAGAGACGCUCUAGACUUUAUUGAGCUUAAAGCAGAGUUCUUUACUGAUAAAAUUGAGAGAUAAAAUCUGGAAGCUGAGUUAUACUUGCAAUCAAACAAUCCGAUUCUAACAAUCAAUGUCUACUUCAACAUGCUGAGAUUAAACAGUCACAUUAAUCAUUACUAAGAGAUGUGGGAAACCUAUAAAACUUGCAUCAGACUCAUCAUUAAUGAUUUCUUGCCAAAGUAAAAAAUGUAUGAGUACAAGUCAAAUAUUGAUUACUUACUAAAUCAAUCUGACACCAAGGGCAUUAACUUUGACCCAGUAACUAUUGAUGAGAAGCCGGAGGACAUCUUGCUUAACCUUAUUUCCUCAAUCAAGAACCUUAGGAAGAAUGUAGUUGCUGAUACUACUUCUAAGAAAAUGGUAGAGUAGGUUAAUUAGAUUAAGCGCACUUCCUAUCUGGCAGAGAUGGAAUUCAAGUUUUGCAUAGCCUUAAAUUGCAAAGGGUAUCCGUGUCAUGAAGGGAGUCCUAUCUUCAAUGUCAUGCUUGACUACAUCGAGCUUUUCUAUGAUAAAGCCGAUGUCAUUUGUGAUAUUGUGCCUUACAUCAGACUGUUCUAGAUUGAAGAUGCAAGUUCCUUAAGAGAAAAGAUCAAAAUUAAAGUUUAAAACUUGGAAAGCGGUUACAACUCUGCAUCAUAAUAGGUUCCUGAUAUCAAACUCAUCAGAUGGAAGAUAUGUCUAUUCAAGAUAUCGAAACUUCUUGGAAUCUAUAACAACUAUGAAAAGUAGGAAAAGCUAAAACUAGUCAAUAGCAUAUUCUAGACAUACCUUUAUGGCUUUGCUUAAAAUGAGCAAGACAUGGUAGAGGCUGACUAUAAAAACCUAGAAGAUUUGGCAAUUAUCUCAGUUGAAUUGUUAAAUGAAAUCAAGACCUAUGAGCCAUCUGUGUUCAAUCCCAUAAACUUUAUGCAAAUAUCAAUUUUGGAGUAUGCACUUAAAAGAAGCCCAUAGAAUAAGACUUUUACAGCAUGGCUAAUGAAAAUAUAUGCCAAAUUAGGCUUGACAACCUUACUUACAGAUCUCUCUAAGAGUAUUCAAAAGGUAGACUAGAGUGAUUAUGAAAAAUUAGGCUGUAUCAGAUUUUCGCACUAUUCAGAAUAUGGAGUAGACAAAGAACUUGAGCAAGUAUGCAAAUAGUACAAAAGACAUUAUGAGUUGAACUUCAAUGAGAACAAGAACAGAGUUGUUCAAUGUUUCUAAUAAAGAGAAUUUGACAAGGUAAAUGAGAUCAUGACAAAGAAUGAUACUUUAAACAACUCGUAUUUCAUGGUCUGCUCAGAAAUUGGAUUGAUCUAUAUCAAUAUAUUCAGAAAUGCAAUUAAUGCCUAAAAUCUUCACAAUAUCUUCAACAAGUAGUUCUAAGUUGUAAAUGAUGUCUGUGAUGAUGAUUCGCUUCAAGAUAUGAGCAAGAGAGACUUAGAGAUCAGAAGCUUUGAAAAUAUAAAGCUAGGUUUGCCAAGAGAGUUUAUCAAAGAGGACUCCUUUAUUGAAGCAACUUACGAUAAAGACUAGGCUAAAAUAAAGAGAGAAAAAGAAAAGGAGAAGAGAGCCAAAUAAGAGAAGAAGAAUAUCAGAGUCUUUGGUUAUAAGUAUCCAAAAGUACUUAAAUUCUUGGGUUAAGUAAUGAGAUGUCUGAAAGACUGUUAUGAGCAAAAGUUUGAAUAACUCAACAUAGAUAUGAACUAUUUCCUUCUGCUCAAGAAUGAACUAUCCUUGGCCUUCUUGAGGAAAUUUGAGAACAUUAUUUCAGUUGUUAAAUCAGCGAUUAAGAUAUAUGCAUCAUAGGAGGAGUUAUAAAGGAGAGAGCUGGAGACUUAAGAGCUAGCAGCACUUGAAAAGAUCAUUAAGAAUUAACUAGCCUAGAUCAAAGAUCAAACAAUGGAGAAAUUACAAGCUUAACAGUAAAUCUAGCAAGAGGAAACUAAAGGUGAGCCUGUCGGAGCAGAGAGUAUGGCUUAUCAGUAGCAGGUAUAAGAAUCAGUCACAUAUGAGAAAAUAGUUAAUAAGCUUCUUGAAUAUAAUGAGAAGAUUAACGAAGGCAAGGAACUUAGUGCUGUUGAGUAUUUAAAGAGGAUUGAUAUGAACUCUCCCUUUAUGAAGGAGUAUGAAAACUAGAGGCAUUUAAGAAGGGCUUUCUAUGAGGAAUUCAAGAUACACUCCUUCAACUAUAUACUACUGCUCUUUGAGAGUGUGAUGAGAAUACUGACUACCAUUAACAAAGAUGGAGACUAGGAGGAAGAAGAGUAAAAAACCAAGAAAGGUAAAAAGAAGGCAGACAAACUCCAUUACUACAGUAAGAACUAUAAAAGAUUCUUGGAGAACAGACAAAAGAAGAUAGACAAGUUCAUAGUAAACUGUAUUGGAUGGAAUCACAUUCACCGCUGCAUUGAAGUAAUAGAGAUGACUAUGAGGGAUUUGAUCUACAAAAUAGUGCCUACUAAGGUGGUUAUCAGAGAAUUGAAAACAAGCAGUGGCAAGGUGUUGACUAAGGAUUCAGAAUACACUCUAGUCGAGAGAAAGAGAUAUGUGACUGUGGGCAAGAAGACUCACGUUGAUUAUAUCUUUGAAUUGGACUUAAAGGAGGAUGUUAACAAAGCUAAAGAAGAGGCAGAGUAGUAGACAUAGGCUGAACGAGAGAGGAAGUAGAAUGUAUUUUUCUUGAAUUUGGAGGAGUUCAAUCUGUUCAAACUUAGAUCAGCCAUAUUCUUGAUCAUGUUCCCCUUGACCUUCACCCAGGCAAUUAUCAAUCUCUGGGCAAAGAUCAUUCCUGCUGGCUUCAAAAAGGACAACGAAGAAUUUUCCAGACAAGAUUAAGAGUAGAUCACUCUAACCAGACAUGCCAUUAGAGAAUUCGUUUCAAAUCUUAUAACUCAUUUGAAACAUCUCCAUGAAUAUUUGACUCAAGUGCACAAGGAGAGAGCUCUUCAGGAAAACUUUAAUCAAAUCAAUAUGAAGCAAGAAUUCCUUUAGUUCAAGGAGAUACUGGCGAAGACCAAAGGAAGUGGCUUUACACCCUUGAAGGCUGAGGAGUUCUUUAUCUCUACUUUUGAGAAGAUAAGUGACAGUUUCUAACUGACUCUGGAGCAGGUGAUUAAGACCUUAGAGGAGAGAAUAGCUGAGAUCAAGUCUAUCAAUCUCAAGGGGGGAAACUGA
Stylonychia lemnae is the source of this 3669-nucleotide messenger RNA. The record is from the annotation of a GenBank genome assembly. Lineage: Eukaryota; Ciliophora; Spirotrichea; Sporadotrichida; Oxytrichidae.